Grammomys surdaster is the source of this 1283-nucleotide messenger RNA. RefSeq names its product complement C1q and tumor necrosis factor-related protein 9. The transcript has 4 exons. Bases 81 to 1085 code for a protein of 334 amino acids. The record is from RefSeq and is a predicted model, not a curated record. Gene Ontology annotation, molecular function: protein binding. Lineage: Eukaryota; Metazoa; Chordata; Mammalia; Rodentia; Muridae.
AGUGUGAGAGUUCCCUAUUUACACGGUGCCAGUAUCCAGCCUGUAACUCCAGGGUUCAGUCCAGACCCUGCUGUCUCACCAUGAGGAUUUGGUGGCUUCUGCUGGUUAUUGGUGCAUGUGCAAGGAGUGUAUUCUCCCAGGACACCUGCCGGCAAGGGCACUCUGGCAUCCCUGGGAAUCCAGGUCACAAUGGCCUACCUGGAAGAGACGGACGAGAUGGUGCCAAGGGUGACAAAGGAGACACAGGAGAACCAGGACAUCCUGGUGGCCCAGGAAAGGAUGGAAUUCGUGGAGAGAAAGGAGAACCAGGAGCAGAUGGAAGAGUUGAAGCAAAAGGCAUCAAAGGUGAUCCAGGCUCCAGAGGAUCUCCAGGGAAACAUGGUCCAAAGGGAUCUAUUGGUCCUAUGGGAGAGCAAGGGCUGCCAGGAGAGAUUGGCCCUCAGGGGCAGAAAGGGGAUAAAGGCGAGGUGGGCCCCACUGGACCCGAAGGACUAAUGGGCAGUACUGGACCUUUGGGUCCCAAGGGCUUACCUGGCCCAGUGGGCCCUAUUGGCAAACCAGGUCCCAAGGGAGAAGCUGGACCCAUGGGCCCUCAGGGGGAGCCAGGAGUCAGAGGAAUGAGAGGCUGGAAAGGCGAUCGAGGAGAGAAGGGGAAAGUUGGUGAGGCUCCCGUUGUGCCCAAGAGUGCUUUCACUGUGGGGCUCACAGUGAUCAGUAAGUUCCCUCCCCCAGAUGCACCCAUUAAAUUCGAUAAGAUCCUGUACAAUGAACUGAACCACUACAAUGUAGCGACGGGGAAAUUCACCUGCUAUGUGGCGGGCGUCUAUUACUUUACGUACCACAUCACUGUGUUCUCCAGGAACGUGCAGGUGUCGUUGGUCAAAAAUGGGGUAAAGGUCCUGCAUACCAAGGACGGUUACAUGAGCUCUGAGGACCAGGCGUCUGGUGGCAUCGUGCUGGAGCUGAAGCUCGGGGACGAAGUGUGGAUGCAGGUGACAGGAGGAGGAGAGAGGUUCAAUGGCUUAUUUGCAGAUGAAGAUGACGAUACCACAUUCACAGGCUUCCUUCUGUUCAGCAGCUCUUAACACAAGGGCUCUGCACGUGGACCUCACAGCGGGCUCUGCUGGUGGAUAUGGUGCCCACAGAACUAGCUUGGUGAGGGUGGGAUGUGACUGCAUUCAUUCCUUCAAUUAUCGCAUCAGUCCUAAAAUGUACACAUGGGAAGGGAAUCCUACAGAUUCUGACAUUUGAACACAUGAAUAAUAAACUAAGAGAGAGUCACC